This is a messenger RNA of Phoenix dactylifera (date palm), 1328 nucleotides long. Lineage: Eukaryota; Viridiplantae; Streptophyta; Magnoliopsida; Arecales; Arecaceae. The record is from RefSeq and is a predicted model, not a curated record.
AUUGGCAAUUGGAUUCACUUCAUGCGAAUUGCAGUCAAGCUGCUUUUUGCUGGGGAACGUCAAUUAUGUGAUCAAAUCUUUGAAGGCAUUGCGUCUCUCAAGGAUCAGUGUUUUGCUGAAGUAACUGCAAACAGUGUAGCGGUGCUACUUAGUUUUGGAGAGGCUAUUGCUAAAAGCAAAAGGUCGCCAGAAAAGCUGUUUGUUCUUCUAGACAUGUAUGAAAUAAUGAGGGAACUUCAACCUGAGGUCGAAACAAUAUUUGAGGUCAAAGCUUGUUCUGAAAUGCGAGAAUCUGCAUUGGGUUUGACAAGACACUUGGCUCAAACUGCCAAGGAAACCUUUGGUGAUUUUGAGGAGGCAGUUGAGAAAGAUGCAACAAAAACAACUGUUGCUGAUGGAACUGUCCACCCUUUAACUAGCUAUGUCAUUAAUUAUGUGAAAUUCCUCUUUGACUAUCAAACAACACUGAAGCAGCUUUUCCAGGACUUUAAACCUGGGGAUGAUUCAAACUCCGAACUGGCAUCUGUAACAAUGCAUAUUAUGCAAGCUCUUCAGACUAAUUUGGAUGGAAAAUCAAAGCAGUACAAGGAUCCUGCUUUGAUGUACCUAUUUCUGAUGAAUAACAUCCACUAUAUGGUCAGAUCUGUGCGCAGAUCAGAAGCAAAGGACUUACUGGGUGAUGACUGGAUUCAAAGGCAUCGAAGGAUUGUGCAGCAAAAUGCAAAUCAGUAUAGAAGGGUUGCUUGGGCGAAGGUAUUGCAGAGCCUCUCUGGUCAAGGUUUGACUUCAUCGGGAGGUAGUAGUGUGGUUGGAAGUGAUGGAGGCACCAGCAGUGGAGUCUCAAGAUCGGCUGUGAAAGAGAGAUUUAAGUCAUUCAACAUGCAGUUUGAGGAGCUCCAUCAAAGCAGUGUCAAUGGACCAGUCCCAGAUCAAGAGUUGCGCGAGUCUUUGAGGCUUGCAGUUGCUGAAGUUCUACUACCUGCAUAUAGUGUCAGCAAAUUAUUUUACCUUUCAGGCCCACUGGUUGAGAAUGGCAAGAAUUCACAGAAGUACAUCAGAUACACUCCAGAAGAUCUUGAGCGAAUGCUUAGUGAAUUUUUUGAGGGAAAGACCCUGAGUGAAACAAGAAGGUGACAGGCAGCGCCACCCCGAGCCUGGACUUUGUAAGGAGGUUGUCCUUUGUACAACUCAGGUUCAGAAGUUUUAGAUGUGAUGUGGCAGUUCGUUUGAAGUUCCUAUAAAUAAACCUGUGCUAGAUUUAUAUCCAACAUGCUUGUUCAAAAUGUAUUCAUGUUAUUUGUUAUUGAUGAAACCAUAUUUUUGAUGAA